This is a messenger RNA of Acyrthosiphon pisum (pea aphid), 7065 nucleotides long. Its product is annotated as histone-lysine N-methyltransferase 2D. The record is from RefSeq and is a predicted model, not a curated record. The transcript has 6 exons. Lineage: Eukaryota; Metazoa; Arthropoda; Insecta; Hemiptera; Aphididae. Gene Ontology annotation, cellular component: chromocenter; nucleus. The coding region runs from base 765 to 4871 and encodes 1368 amino acids. Gene Ontology annotation, molecular function: DNA binding; chromatin binding.
AACUACGCAAGUACUGAUGUACACAACAUCAGCGCCAGUCUUACCCCUCCGUCGUACGUACGUGUGUUCUUCUGGCGUCACUGUAAUUUUAAUUCGGUUUUCGGUUGUUUUUUGCUCUUCUGGAUAAAAUAACAACAAUAUAUAUAGAGCACGCAUUUCUUUUUGUUGUUGUUGUUAUUAAUGGUUUAAACGUAUUACGACAUUACUAAUUGUUUUUCUGUUUUUUAGUAUUUUUACUCGCCGCGAAAAAGUGCGUUUGUGGCUUGUGUGCGCCCAGCGAUGUUGUUUUGUGAUCCCUUGCAACGUUAUUUAAAAACACAAUACCUAAUUAUAAUAUUAUCACAACAAUUGUGAUAAAUGAUAAUGUUCUAAAGUUUAAAUUGUAAUUACAUAUCGCCGUGUGAAUGUGCUACGAGUGCCUCUUAUACGUAUAGGUAAUAAUUUUAUACAAAACGUAUUUUCUAAUAAUGCGUUACUUGCUUCGUCGUGGUGUCCGAUCGGAAAUCCGAUGGGUACUUGGGCAGCUGUAACUUAAACGAAAUCCACGACAAUUGGUCAAAAAUUUUGAUGAGUGUCAAAAGUCAUGCAGAAAAUCAAAGGGAUAUGUUUGGAACAUCCGUCAUGCGUCGGUCAUACUCUACCAUAUCAACUGUGCAGUGAUGGUAGCUGCGGCAGCGUAUUCGGACAAGGAAAAGCCUCCAUGAAUAAUCUGAAAAAUGCCUCGCUCUGCCUUUACGCACUUUAUGUCGGUCAUCUGAUACGGCAUGACGACCGAAUCAACCGACCAGCCACUGCUAUCUGCUGGGCCCUUGUUCACAGACCCAAACGCCCGAUAUCGGUGCGCGUCUAAUGAUCCAUCUUGUAGUCAUGGCGUCGUCGCUCGACCGGCGACUGCCGCUAACAUGAACCAAGUGCCGAAAGGUUACUGUUAUUCGACCGAAAAUAAUCAAACUGUCAAUAGUGAGUGUGAUAAAAGUUAUCACUGUCCUAACUCAACUGCAGUUGUCACUUUGACUAAUAACAUUGUUUCAACCCCAGCAGCUUUUGUGUCUUCAAUUACUGUACCAGCAGGAUGGAGACGAAUUCACAAUAAAGGAGUCAUACAUUAUAUAAGUCCUAGCAACGCAGUUCUAAAUUCGUUGGAUCAAGCUAAAAUAUAUUUGCAAACUCAGGGUACAUGCAAAUGUGGACUUGAAUGUCCUUUUCAGUGUGAACACGUUUUUAAUUUCGACGCAAAGGUAAUGACGAAACCUACGUCGGGCCUCAACACAAUGACCAAUCUUUGCAAUCACAAGAGAAAAAUGAUGUUUAACAAUCCCGAAAAUAGAUUUAGCAAAUAUUCCUUAGAAAUGGCAGAAAAUCGAAAAAAAAGAAAACUUUCUGGUGUCCAACAACAAUAUUCAUUUCCUCUUUAUGAAGGUGAAAAAGCCGGAAAAGAAAACUUCUCACAAGUUUCAAAUUCUCAUCAAAUGCAAUGGCCAGAUCAAUCUACUGUUCCUAGUCAAAUAAGAUUUUCAUCUCAAGGAACAUCUGCAAUGUUAAAUCCUCAAUCUCCACAACCUAUGUUAAAUACUCAAGGACCAGAAGUAAUGUCACAAGGUAUGCAGCAUGUAGUGCCAAAUCCUCAAACCCCACCAAUACUAAACCAAAGUUCAUCUGUGAUGUCAAAUUCCCAAGGACCAAUUAUGCCUAGUUCUCAAAGUGCAAUGAUGUUAAAUCUUCAAGGAACAGUGAUGCCAAAUUCUCAAGAAAAUGUAAUGCCCAAUCCUCAAGGAACAAUGAUACCAAAUACCCAAUCCCAAUCGAUGGGUUUGGGAAAUCCAAGAGUUCCUCACUACCCAAACCAUUCAUACCAGCAAGACCUUGGAUAUGAACAAUCAUAUCGAAACGGUUAUAGGUAUAACUCCCCUCAAUGUAGAUCUCAUGAAACAACUGCAUUACAACCGGACUCUUCGUGUCAACCACAUCACCAACAUUAUCAAAAUGAAAUGGCAUCACAAGAAUAUUAUCAAAAAAAUACGCAUAGUAUGUACCAAACAGAACAGAUGCAAUAUAAUAAUUAUGAUAGUCUAAGAACUCAAGGGAGUUGCCGUUUCAAUUGUUCUAGUCAUUGUGGACACUAUUGUAAUUCGAGUGAUCAAAACCCUAGUUAUGGUAACCAAAUAAACUCAUAUCAACAGCAACCACAGUCACAGCCUAUACGACAGAAUGAAUCUACAAAUCAUGAAUAUUAUCCUGAUAUGUACCAAGAUCAAAAUAAUUAUACAGAAUCUUAUCCAGAUAAUAGAAAUAAUCCAACACAAGAAUAUCCAUCACAGUAUGAAUAUGAGCCUCAACCUCAGUCACAGUGCCAUCAUCGUAUGGAUUGUAACUUAAAAAAUAAUGUUUGUACUCCAAUUAAUAACCAAAGUCCUGUUGAGGUUCCACAGACAAGACCACAAACUCCACAAGUUAAACAAGUACAACAACAAAUAAAUACACAAAAUAUACAACAAUCAAUUACAAAACAAUCAAGACCUCAACAUAAAUCCACACCUCCCUGGCAGCUUAAUAAACAUCAACAAAUACAGCAACAACAAAUACCGCAACAACAAAUACAGCAACAACAAAUACCGCAACAACAAAUACCGCAACAACAAAUACAGCAACAACAAAUACCGCAACAACAAAUACAGCAACAACAAAUACAGCAACAACAAAUACAUCAACAACAAAUACAGCAACAACAAAUACAGCAACAACAACAAAUACAGCAACAACAACAUAUACUGCAACAACAAAUAUCGCAAGAAGAAUGUUCUAAACAAGUAGUUGAGGAUCGAGUACCUCCUAUCCAUCAUCAUAUUCCCCAAGUUUCUAGAGUAGAAGAAAAAAAUCGAAAGCCACUUAAACAAUCUACUAAAACUGUUAACUUUGGUAGAAAAUCUAAGUCUCCAUCUGAAGAGGACAGUUACCCAUCAUUUUUGGAUGAUCCAAGCGGCUAUUUAGCACAACAGACAGCUCUACUGAAUAAUACAAUAAGUACCAAUUCAUUUUCACCAUUAUCUCCUCCUGCAAGACCAUAUAGACAAGAAAAACCUAGGUACACAACAAAUGUUACAACAAUGGCUAGUGGUCGAACAGCUAGUUCAAAUACAAUUACUUCAGUGCUGGCCGGUAGAGCCAACACAUCUGUCGUAACAGUGAACACAUCUGAAGACCAAGUAUUACCACCUAGUCGACAACAACCAGUCACAUCCAAAACACCUUUAGAAAUGGUACAAAGUGUUGUAAGUAGCAUACAAGUUCCUACAUCUUCAGAAAAAUCAAGUAUUCAACCGAGCCAUAUAUUAUUGACAAGUAAUGGACAAUUUAUAAUGGCGUCAACUAAAAUACAAUCACCUAAUAGUUCUCAAGUUCUUUCAACAGUGCAACAACAACCUACUGUCCUUGUAAAUACUUUACAGGGAGGUCAAAGUACCUUACUACUUCAGCCAGGAAAUGUUAUGACUGUUGAUCAAGUACAGGUACCUCAACUUGCUGUUGCUACAGGAAAUAUAGAUAAUAGUGGAGCAUUUUCACCAAGAGGCUCAAAUCUAUUAUCUCCGCCAGAUUCCAAACGUAAAACUAUUAAUUCUAAAAAACGAAAAUCACCACAAAUAUCUCCUAAUCAUCAGAAUAAUUCUAAUGUAUUGUUACAACCUCAACAGCAAAACUUUAAUCAGCCUGUUGUUCAAACAUUAAUACUACCAAAUAAAACCACCCAAUAUGGUAACCAACAACUGAUUACAAAUGUGAUACAACCUGUUAGUCUUGUUCAUAAUAUUCCAUCUAUCCAACAGUUCAUUGUACCAGCAAAUUUAGGUGGUGUAGUUAUGGCCGACAAUUCCAUUCUACAAGAUGCAGUACAAUUAAAUGUUAUAUCCCCAUUUUCUAAUACUGGUCAAAAUUUAUUACCUACUGGAAUGGUUUUAAGGACCCCUCAAACACAACAAAGAGCACAACAAAGUAAUCAAUUUAUCGUAAAUAGUGUUGGCCAAUUGAGCCCUAUUUUAGCUAGCUUGAGCCCUAAUCAGUCACAAAACCAGAAUAGGAAUCAACAGCAAAAUGAUUACAUACAUGUAGUACCAUGUUCUAUUCAACAAAAUCAAGAAAAUACCACUGUAGUUCAACAAAACACAACCAUUGUUCAACAGCAGAUGACCAUGGUAUCUGGUCAACAAGGCAACGAGCAAGGCAAUUUAAUUAUAAAUGAAAAACAAGGUCAAAAUUAUAUUAUUGCCGAUAAUAAACAACAAGGGUUUAUUCUGAGUCCUAAAGAUAAGCAACAUUCUGGUGGCACACAUUUUAUUUUAAAUAAUAUGAAUUCUGAGAAACAGACCCAAAGUUUUAUAAUUACAAGUCCAACGUCUGGCGAUAAACAGCUUUGUGGAAACUUCAUUCUUGAAAAAACCAAUUCAUCAGGGAAUUUCAUUAUUACUACAACAAAUUCUGAUAAAAAUUCUAAAUUUGCUAAACACUCUGUGUCUACUCAAACUGCUGCUGGACAACAAGUGUUACAGAUUUCAUCUACACCUGCCCUAAUUGUUGCUACAAACCGUAAUGCUUAUGUUGGUAGCCCACCUGAUACAACAACUUUAAGUCCUGUGAGUGGACAAAGUCCUUCAGCUAAACCAGAAAUGCCUUCAAGUUCUAUAACAGCUGAUUUGGAUGCUGCAUUAUCACCAUCGUCAACAUUAUCUGAUAUGCAAAAUAGACAACCAAUGGUUCAUUGUAUUUCAAGUAGUAACGUAGUGGAUUGGUCUGAUAAUUCAGCAGACGAAAGAAAGACUAUAUCCAAUGCUUCUGACUCACCAAAUAUGUACUCCAUUGAACAUUCAUUUCCUAGAUGAUACAAUAUCAUAAGCAAAUAUUUGGCACAAGAAAUCCAACCACAAGGUAAUGAUGCACAUCUUGGCCAUCAAAACAAGUUCCUAUAAAAAAAUUUAAAAAUAAUAAUAAAAAUAUUGUGUUGUUUAAGAGAAACUACAAUCUGUAAUUUUAAAAGCUGUAUAAUAUUUCCUAAAUAAGUUAGGUUAUUAUAUAUUAUUGCAAUGUAAUAGUUCCUCUGAUCGAGACAUAUUUUAUAAAUAUUAUUUUGUGUAUGUUAAUGUUUGUUAAAAAAAAAAAUUAACAAUCGUUAAACAAAGUUCUUGAGAAUAUAUUCUUUUUAAUUUAAUAGUCAGCUUUUUUCUGUUUCCUCAAAUUUCCUAAAUCUUUACCUCAAGUAUAAGAGAACAGCUUCUAAUUAAGAGUUAAAAAUAAUAAUCAAUAUCUGAAUUAUUUUUUUUCAAUACAUUUACAGUACAUUUAAAAAAUUAUUCCCUAAAUUGUAAGUCAAACAAAUUAGUUAUUUUUUUUAUUUUAUGUUUAAUGAAUAAUGUUUAGAUAUCAUUUUCAAUACCAAAAUAUUUGUUUUAUCAAGUUGGCAGGUAUCAGAAUUUUAAGAAAUCACUAAUAAAUUUAACAUAUUUGUAUUUAAUAAAAGAAACAAUUGAAUUAAUUAAAUAUUAUAUUUUUAAGUGCUUUAAAUAUUCAAUACCCUUUUUUUUCACAAACCAAAUACAGAAUGAAAUUCUUAAGAACUUCAGCUGAAAAUGAUUUAAAUUUUUUUUUGAAUGUGAAUAACUUAAUAUUCUCUGUACGUACUUUUUUAUGAUCAAGUAACAGAAAUAUUUAUUUUAAAAUUCAGCCCAUGAUAUUUUUUUUUAGGUCUAGUUAUGUCUAAUGCUUAUUGAAUUUACCAUCUAAUUUAUUAGAUUACUAAUGUUUAAGUAUUACCUGUCUAAUGCUAGGUUGCAUGAACAAUCACUAAACAUUUAAUGAAUCUGAUUUACUGGCCCAUGAGUGUCAUUCAAUUUUAUUUAACCGUUAAAUUAAUACAUUUUUCAUGCAACCCAGCAUAAUCAUUGUAAAUAUAUAUAUGUAUGUAUAUUAUUAUGUUAAAUAUCAAAUUAACAUCAUAGAUAUUUUAUGAAAAAACUUAAUGAUAUUUGAAAUUACUGUUUUGACAUUUUACGUGUUAUAUUGAGACUUAAAAUUGUUGUGUUAAUUUUUUUUACUUAUUACAAAAUUAUUUUUAAAAUACAGACCAUUGGUUUUUGUAAAAUUUGAAAAACUGUCUGGAAAAAUAAAUUUUUUCUAGCAAUACUACAAUGUAUGAUAUGUAAUUUUGUUUUUUAAAGUUAUUUUCAAAUAUCAACCACCGAAAUAUUUUUUUUAAAUAGAGCUGGAAAUAGAGUGAUAUACCUGUAUAAAUAUUAUAUUAUAUUUAACAUAUUAUGUAUAUAAUCAAAAUAUUCAAUUGUAUUAACAAAUACAAUUUAGACUGUAUAUUUUAUAUUUUUAAAGCUAAUAAGAUGUUACUUGUUAGAACAUUACUAUCGUGUAUUAAAAUUUAAGAAAAUCAUUUAUUAAUUAUUAUUGACAAAUUAAUCGAAAUCUGUGAUUUUAUGUUUCGUUUUAAAAUUAUUUUUUCUUAUGAUAGUCUUUGUAUAUUACUGUUUUAUUAUUAUCUUUUCUUUUUUUGUUGCACGUUUAAAUUUUUUAAGUUUAUUUAUUACUUUAUUUUGAAAAAAAUUGUCCCUUCUACGAAUGAAUGUUGUAGUUAUGAUAUUAUGCCUACACAUAUUUAAUAGUUUUACUUAAUUUAUUUUAUUCUCAUCAUCUUUAACUGACAAUGAUACAUAUUCUCUUACAUACCAAAAUAUUUAUUGUAGUCGUCUAUAUUAAAAUAAGAAUCGUUAAAAGUUAUUGUUGAAGAAAUAAGUUGUACAGUUUUAUGUAUAAAAAAAUAAUGAUGUACAAAACUCAAUAAUAUUCUGGAUUUUUUUUUAUACUCAGUCCGCAUCUAUUUCACAUAGUCCAUAGUUGGAAUACAUCAUAUUAUCAUAAGCUUAACAAAUACAUGUACUGAAAAAAUCUAACUUAAAAUGUACAUGCUAAAAAAUAUAUAAACUAUGUGUAUUUGAAUAAAUGAAGUGUACUGUUAUUUUUUAAUUAUAUAUAAUAUGUUGUUUUAACACUAUAAAACUAGUUUUGACAAUA